Messenger RNA from Paramecium sonneborni, 1106 nucleotides. The record is from the annotation of a GenBank genome assembly. Lineage: Eukaryota; Ciliophora; Oligohymenophorea; Peniculida; Parameciidae.
AUGACGAAGCCCAUCACAAUGGCCUUAUUACAAAACAAAAUCGGUUCUUAACCUUAUAAUGAAGUAAAAAAGUUAAAUCUUUGGGGAAUAGAUUGUGAGGAUGUAUCUCCGCUCACUAUGUUUCCAAACCUUUAAAUUCUAUAGUUAUCAAGAAAUUAGAUUGGAACCUUGAAACAUAUAAGCAAAUUAAAAUAAUUGAAAGAACUUUAUCUAGGACAAAAUAAAAUCAAAGAUAUAAAAGAACUUGAGUAUUUAAAAGAAUUAUAUAAUUUACGAGUAUUGAGUUUGAUAGGUUUGAUAUGCAUAACUAUUUAGAAAAUCCUGUGGUUGAACAUCCUGAAUAUAAAAAGGUAGCUUUAAAGCAUUGUUUAGGUUUACAAAUACUAGAUGAUUCAAAAAUUACGGAGAAAGAUAGAUAAUUCCUAAAAGAAUGUGAAUUAUAAGAUUAAUCAUAGAAUUUAGAUGAUAAUUCAAAUUAAGAGGAAAACGAUGAGAAUGAAAAAUAAUUUAAAUAUAGAAAUUAAAAAGCAAAAAAUUUUAAAAAAUUAAAAGUUGAACCUAAAUUUUGUUAAUCAUCUGAUUAAUCAACUAAUGGUUCAAAAAAUAAAUUUGAUUCAAAUUCAUAAAAGUUAUCAAAUACUAUUAAUGAUGUUAAAAUGUAUCCAAUAACUUCUGAAACUUCACAAUAAUUUUAAAAGAAAAAAUAAAAGUUCUCUUCUAUUAAUAAAGUAAAAUAAAAAAAAAAAUAAAUUGGUUAAUCUAAUUAUAUUCAAUUAGAUUCAGAUUAUUCAUAAUGUUAAAGUAUUAAAUCUCAUAGAAGUACUUUGAAAAAAUUAAAAAAGCUAUCUGAUAAGUCUGAGUAAAAUAGUUAGAUUAGAUAAUCGAAAUUAGAAAUUAGUUUAGUGGAGGAAUAAAAGAAUUAAGAAGAAUUUCAGAUGUAAAUGAAAAUAAAUUAAAAUGAAGACAUUAAAGAAAUAAUAAUAUAGAAAAGAAAUGAAUAAUAACUCAACCAGUAUUUAGUUUCUGUUAUAUCAAACUUAAUUUAAUAUAUCGAUAAAUCAGCUUUAUAAUGCUUAUAUAAGAUUUUAUGUGAGAAAGUCAAUUGA